Messenger RNA from Mus musculus (house mouse), 4037 nucleotides. RefSeq names its product CEA cell adhesion molecule 3 (gene Ceacam3). Bases 182 to 2302 code for a protein of 706 amino acids. The transcript is spliced from 7 exons. Lineage: Eukaryota; Metazoa; Chordata; Mammalia; Rodentia; Muridae. The record is from RefSeq and is marked validated.
GAAUGGAAAGGGCAGAGCAGUGCCUUGGACACAGAGCCCACCACCCACAGCCCCUUGGAUUCUGGGAAGUGCUCCUGCAUGAGAGGCCACCUAGCUCAAGAGGAGGAAAGACAGCAGAGUCCAGGUGCUUUGCUGGAGCUGAAGGUCUCCUCAGAGUGAGGUCAUCACAGCUAGAAGAGAUAUGGAUGUGUCCUCUGUGCUUCCCUGCAAGGGGUGUAUCCUGCUCACAGCCUCCCUCUUAACCUGCUGGCUCCUGCCCACCACUACCCAAGUCGACAUCGAAUCCUUACCACCCCAAGUGGUUGAAGGAGAAAAUGUUCUUCUACGGGUUGACAAUCUGCCAGAGAAUCUUCUAGGCUUUAUCUGGUACAAAGGGGUGACAGACAUGAGCCUCGGAAUUGCACUGUAUUCACUGACCUAUAGCAGAGGUGUGACGGGACCUGUGCACAGUGGUAGAGAGACAUUGUACCGAAAUGGGUCCCUGUGGAUUCAAAAUGUCACCCAGGAGGACACAGGAUUCUACACCCUACGAACCAUAAGUAAACGUGGAGAAAUUAUAUCAAAUACAUCCAUGCACCUUCAUGUGUACUCCUCCAUUUUGACCUGUGGACGCCCUCCCACCUCUGCUCAGCUCAGUAUUGAAUCAGUGCCGCCCAGUGUUGCUAAAGGAGAAAGUGUUCUUCUUCUUGCUCGAAAUCUUCCAGAGAAUCUUCGAGCCAUUUUCUGGUACAAAGGGGCGAUUGUGUUCAAGAAUCUCGAGGUUGCCAGAUAUGUAAUAGCCAAGAAUUCAAGUGUGUUGGGCCCUGCUCACAGCGGUAGAGAGAUAAUGUAUAGUAAUGGAUCCCUCGUGCUUCAGAAUGUCACUCGGAAUGAUGCCGGAUUCUACACCUUACGAACUCUGAGUACAGAUCUGAAAGCUGAAGUAGCGCAUGUGCAACUCCAGGUGGACACCUGUCUUUCAAUCUACGAGAACCCUCCUACCUCUGCCCAGCUCACUGUUGAAUCAGCACCGACCAGUGUUGCUGAAGGGGAAAGUGUUCUUCUACUUGUUCACAAUCUCCCAGAGAAUCUCCGAGCCGUUUUCUGGUACAAAGGGGCGAUUGUGUUCAAGGACCUUGAGGUUGCACGGUAUGUAAUAGCCAAGAAUUCAAGUGUUCCGGGCCCUGCCCACAGCCGUAGAGAGACAGUGUACAGCAAUGGAUCCCUCCUGAUUCAGAAUGUCACUCGGAAUGAUGCCGGAUUCUACACCUUACGAACUCUGAGUACAGAUCUGAAAGCUGAAGUAGCGCAUGUGCAACUCCAGGUGGACACCUCCUUUUCCACGUGCUGUGACCCUCUCGCCUCUGCCCCACUCACGAUCGAUCCAGUUCCACAGCAGGCUGCUAAAGGAGAAAAUGUUCUCCUCCAAGUUCACAAUCUGCCAGAAGAUCUGCGAAUGUUUUCCUGGUUCAAAUCCAUGUAUAGCACCCAGAUCUUUAAAAUAGCAGAGUACAGCAGAGCCUUUAAUUCUGUCAUCAGGGGCCCUGCACACAGCAGAAGAGAGAUAGUGUAUACCAAUGGAUCCCUGCUGCUCCAGGAUGCCACCGAGAAAGACACAGGCAUGUACACACUACAAACGGUAGACAGAAAUUUCAAAAUUGAAACAGCACAUGUGAAAAUCCAGAUAAAUGCCUGUAUUCACCCUUCUGCCACUGGCCAGCUCGUUAUUGAAUCAGUGCCACCCAAUGUUGUUGAAGGGAGAGAUGUUCUCCUACUUGUUCAUAAUAUGCCAGAAAACCUUCGAUCCUUUUCCUGGUACAAAGGCGUAGCCAUUGUCAGCAAACAUGAAAUUUCACGGAAUAUAAUAACUAGUAAUAGAAGUGUGCUGGGGCCUGCACACAGUGGUAGAGAGACAGUGUAUUCCAAUGGAUCUCUUCUGCUCCACAAUGCCACCCAGAAGGACACUGGAUUAUACACCUUAUUAACCUUAAACAGACGGUUUGAAACUCAAGGAAUACAUGUGCACAUCCACAUAUACAAGCCUGUGGUGCAGCCCUUCAUGAGAGUCACGGACACCACAGUCAGAGUGCAGAGCUCUGUGGUCCUCACCUGCCUCUCAGCUGACACUGGAAUCUCCACCCAGUGGCUCUUCAACAACCAGAAUCUGCGGCUCACAGAGAGGAUGAUGUUGUCCCCAUCAAAGUGCCAACUCAGAAUAGAUCCUGUCAGGAGGGAAGAUGCUGGAGAGUAUCGGUGUGAAGUCUCAAACCCAGUCAGUUCAAAGACCAGUCUCCCAGUCAGCCUGACUGUGGUGAUUGAGUGACCUCUCCUCCUGUCCUCUAGCAGAGUGGGGGCAUUGAUUUAUCAAUGGGUACAAAAUGGAGCAGAGUUAUGUGGUGAAAAUUGUCAGUUACUACUCAGGUACAGCCAGCAUGGUGAGUCACAUCUGUAUUCCUGGGAUAAACAUGUGCAAGGGCAGGCCAGAUCAUAGAGACUUGGUUUCCAAAAAGAGAAAGCAUCAAUAUAGUAAACAGUAUUGCAGUGGUGUUAAGCAUUAGGUUGUGGAUCAAAUACAGAGCCAAUCCUCAGAAUCCAUGGAAACUAAUUUCAGCAGCCACUAAUGUUCUAGAUGCUCCAAGUCUCCUGUUAACACGAUGCAGUAUAUUCAUAGAGAUAAAUGUGUCUUUCAUAUGCUUAAAUAUAUUUUGUGUAUAACUGAUUCACAUAGCACCAAUGCUGCCUGGACACCGGUCAUUCAUGUGAAGGGAGGACAAAUAACAGGAGAAGGGACUGACCUUUCCCGGUGGACAUAACUUGUGUCUAAAUAGUUUUUACCCACAGUUUGAUGCACAGAUGUAGCAUCCAUAGCAGAGACCCAAUUGGACUCUGUAUCCUGACAGUAGUGUUCAUAAGAUUCUUUUUCCUGUUUCUCUCUCUCUCUCUCUCUCUCUCUCUCUCUCUCUCUCUCUCCUCCCCCUCCCUUCUUCCCUCCCUCCCUCCCUCCCUUCCUCCCUCCCUUCCUUUCUUUUUUUUUUUUUUUUUUUUUUUUGGUGGGGCAUAUAUAGGAUUUCCCACUUUGGGAAUUUUGAAGCACAAAAUCAACCUGAAGCACAUUCAUACUGUCAUGUGAUUGUAAACAUUGUCUACUCUCAAAGUGUUUUUAAACUCAUUCCAUUCCCCCUAGCCCUGUGUAACCCCAUCUACUGGUGUCUCUAUGCAUGUGACAAAACAGGGUAUCUAAUUUUUGUGUGUGUCAAUAUUAGUUUUCAGAAGUACAGCUCAGUUGGAUGUAUUUGCUCACCAGUUUCAGAGACUUCUGUAGAAUCUUUAGGGUUUUCUCCAAAUUAAUAAAUUUGUUGCAUCUGUAGACAUAUCUUACAGUCAAUUGAUUGGCCACCAUUUGUCUCUUUGUGUUGCCUAAUUGUUCUGUCUAUGGCUCCUAAGGGAUUACUGAGCAGAUGUCACAGCAGCAUCCUUGAUUUUUGUUUUAGAGGGAAAGCUGUCAGUGUCUGCACUGAAUACUGGGUUGGCUGUGUGUCGGUCUCCACAUGCGUCCUUACUUAACUGGUCCAGACUUCCGUCUAUAAUUGCCUACUUUCAUCACUAAAAACUGUUCACUUUACCUACCUGGUGGUCCUUUAAUCCCAGCACUCAGGAGACAGAGGCAGGCAGAUUUUGGUGAGUUCAAGGCUAGCCUGGUCUACAGUUCCUGUUCUAAGUUCCAGGACAGCUAGAGCUACACAGAGAAACCUUGUCUUGAAAAACAAAACAAAACAAAACAAAACAAAACAAAACAAAAUUCAUUUCACUUUUGUUAAAUGUCUUCAUCGAUUUUGUUUUAUUGGUUACACCUGGCAUAAGUUUUGUGUCUCCUCAUGCUUCCAUCUCUGAAGAUUCUGGGCUUCUAGGAAUGUGCCUGUUUCAUCUAGGUUACUCAACAGUUAGUGCAUAACUAUUGCGUCCUCAUGGAACUUUUGGAAUUCUGAAGGACGGACAGUAAAGUCUCAAAUUUCACUUCUAGAAUUAAUAAUAUUAAUGCAUUAAAAAAGUUAAUUUAA